This is a messenger RNA of Bursaphelenchus xylophilus (pine wood nematode), 4198 nucleotides long. Lineage: Eukaryota; Metazoa; Nematoda; Chromadorea; Rhabditida; Aphelenchoididae. The record is from the annotation of a GenBank genome assembly.
AUGGGCGCUGAUAAGGAUAAUGUGAUCGUGGCUGUAAGAGUUCGGCCAUUCAAUGAUCGGGAGAAGCAGAGAAAUGCCCAGCUCAUCAUUAAUAUGCCCAAUAACACUGUUACCGAGAUCAGGUAUGUGAUUGUCGGAAACUGAAAUGCGGUACAGCAUACAGAAUGCAAUGAUUUUGAUAUCAGUUUGACAAUCCUUUAGAGACCCAAACAACCCAAAUGACGAGCCCAAGAGGUUUACUUUCGACCACAGUUAUUGGUCGCAUGAUGGCUACAAAACCGAGAAGAAUGGUUAUUUCAGUCCGGCUAAUGAAAAAUACGCCGACCAGGUGAGGUUUACUGAGCAUCAUUAUGAGUAAUCAUUUAGAAAAAAGUGUUCGACGAUUUGGGAAAAGGAGUCCUGGAUAAUGCCUGGAAGGGAUACAACUGUUCCUUAUUUGCCUAUGGCCAGACUGGCUCGGGGAAAAGUUAUUCUAUCGUGGGGUUCAACAAAAAUAAAGGUAAACUUUGUAAUAAGAUAUUAUGAUUAUAUAGAUUUAUCGAAAGUCGGAUGCCUUAUGAUAAUUUCUAGGUAUUGUCCCUAUGGUAUGUGAAGACUUAUUCAAAAGAAUCGACAAGAAGAAAGAAGAGAAUCCGGAAAUAGAAUAUCAAGUGUCCAUCUCGAUGUUGGAGAUCUAUUGUGAGAGGAUUCGAGAUCUUCUUAAUCCAACACCGCCACCAAAGGGAGGCCUGAAACUGAGAGAACAUCCCAAGACUGGGUUCUACGGUAAGAGACAAACGUUACAAGACUUCCCUACAUAAGAAGCUUACUUUUCUAUGCCAAAAAUCACCAUAUUUUCAGUGGAAGGACUGAGUAGUUCGCCAGUCAACUCUUACAAAGAAAUUGAAGCCAAAAUCAACGAAGGAACAAAAUCUAGGACCAUCGCGGCGACAAACAUGAAUGCAACUAGUAGUCGGUAAGAAAUUGAUGAACAAAAAAUAUAAAUUUAGUGCCCACACAAUUGUAAAAUUACAAUUUGUUCAAAAAACCGCCAAAAAAGGAGGAGAAGGAGCGACAACCAAAACCUCCGAGAUAAAUCUGGUAGAUUUGGCUGGGAGGUGAGGCUAAUUUAGACGCAAAUUAUGACUUUUAUGUUAACUUUUAAGUGAGAGACAAAAGGACGCCGGAUCUGAAGGAGACAGAUUGAAAGAGGGAAUCGUCAUAAACCAAUCCUUAUCGACGUUGGGAAGAGUCAUCAAAGCACUUCAUGAUAAACAAAAUUCGAAGAGGACAGUCCAAGUAAGCAUCAACUACCAGUACUUAAAUAUUUCAGGUGCCAUACCGAGACUCUGUUCUCACCUCUCUCUUGAAGAAUGCUCUCGGUGGAAACAGCAGAACUAUUAUGGUAAGACAAGUCUUUAUACCGCGAUUACUUUCUCACUUUAGAUCGCUGCGAUCUCCCCAGCUGAUAUUAAUUACGAAGAAACGUUGUCCACACUGAGGUUUGCUGACCGCGCGAAAUCAAUCAAAACAAUGGCUGUGGUCAACGAAUCCGCAACCGAAAGGCAAAUCCGAGAAUUACGAGAGGAAAACGAAAAAUUGGCAAAGCUUAUCAAGAAGGGAGCUGUCGAUGGAUCAGCGGCUAGUCAGGUAAAAAUGAUUUUUUUAUAAUUAUUAAAAGUCGUCCAAAUUGCUGAAGUAUUAAAAUUGAGACCUAACUUGUUCCAAAUUAGUCAGGAUUGCUCAAAAAAGCACUCCGCAAAACUCCGUCCAAUAUCUUAAAGCAAUAUUUAUACCCUACUGUUAGGAGAAGGUGGAUUUUAUGAGUUUACUCCUUCGACAACAAUACAAGUCAAAAAAAUUGCCUUUUUCUUGUGUACUCCCCCCUUUUAUGGGCACGUUCCCGAAUAGAAAUAUCUAUCUGUAUGUUCGGGAUAGGGCCAACUUUAUACGGGUAAACUUUAGAACUAAUCUUUUGAAAAAAUUUUCAUGCUGACUAUCUAAAUUUAGGAUGAAUUGGAGAGUCUCAAACAGCAGCUGGCCGAGAAUCAGAAGGCGAUGGAGGAUCUGGAGAAAUCAUGGCAGGAGAGGCUAAACGAGGAGAGGAAAAAGGUUUGUAAAGCGAUAAAAUACGAGUAUCUUUAAUUAAAAAAAUAAUUACAGUACGCCGGAGAAGACCGUGCCGAGAUUGAAGCCAAAAGAAAGACCGUCGCCCAUAUGUGGAAUCUAAACGAAGAUCCCGCUCUAACAGACAUGGUCGUUCAUUUUAUUCCUGAAGGAGAAAACAGAGUUGGCAAUGGGCAGAAUGGACAAUCAGCCAACAUUGUGCUCAAAGGAUUGAGUAUUCAACCGGAACAUGCGAUAAUCCGGAAUAAGGACAACAAAAAGUUUACUAUUCAGCCAAUAAAAGGGGCUGAUAUUAUGGUGAAUGGAAAACCGGUGGUGGGGGAAGUUGCGCUCAAUCAAAACGACAGGUGAGAAAGUAUCCGAGAAACAAAUUAAUACACGGAAAGUCUCAACAAUUGAUUUUGUAGAGUUCAUUUUGGUGGCAACCAUCUUUACGUUUUUGUGAACCCGAAGAAAGGCGGGAUCAAAACCAAUCAAGAGAUCACUUACGAAAUGGCGCAAAAGGAAAUUGCGAAGAAUGUGGGCAUAACUGGAGGUCUAAGCAAGGGAAAAUCAAAGUGUAAGUUACCUUAUAAGCAAGCAACAGAUUAUUCUACUAUCAGAUUUUACGAUUAUUUUACUUAUUUUAUGUUGUCAAAAUUUCAGCUGGAACUUACUUGGAGGAAGACCUUAUCAACCUUCUGCCCAAUGUCUACAGAGCCAAUGCAAUGGCCAAGGAGCUAAAAAGGAAUGUGAACUUUGAGAUUGUUCUCAUGGCACCAGAAGCUCGAGGUCAAAGUGAUGGGGAUACGGAGGUAAUCCAUUUAUUCAGAUUAAGUGUACUGUAAUUCCCUUGUAAUUUAGCGCCCAUUUUACUAAAAAUCAAAUUCCAGAUAUGUGUUCGAGUCACAAACAAAUCAGACGACACAACUUUCCUCUGGGAUGAGCACAAGUUCAUGAACAGGUACUACGGAAUGUCCGAGAUGUAUCAAAGUUACAUGGACAAUGAUCCCCAAUGGAAUCUUCCAAGGGACAAAGACCCGUUCUACGAGUCAACAGACUCCUCGGUGGAUGUCGGCACAGCUACCGUGUAUCUGAGAAGCCUAGCAUUUUUGGUUGAGGUCGAAGAAAAUUAUCCGAUAAAUGAUAUCCAGGGAAGUGAGGCCGGACAACUUUCAGUGGCACUAACACCUUGUAAUGCUAACGGGAAGGAGAUUCUGGGCGAGUUCGUGGAAGAUCCGAUGGAAUUGGUGGGUACAAUACGAAAGGAAAACAAAUAAAAAAUGUUUUAGGUCGGACAAAAUCUGGGGUUCAAAGUGAAGAUUUUAACUGGAUUAAAUUUACCGCGGAGAGUGAAAGAGACCUGGUGUAGAUACCGCUUCUUUGACAGAGAAGAGACCUCGACUCAGAAGGCCAAAGGAAACAAUCCAGCGUUUGCGCAUGAAGAGUUGUUCAUGUUCAAACCGGUUUCCAAAGAGGUCAGUUGACAGUUGGAAUUCUUUGUAUUAAUAUACGGCAUCAGCCCUACGACUAAAUAAACCUUUUCAGUUAGUCGAAUACCUCCGAGAUCAAGCUCUUUGCAUCACAGUUUGUGCUACGCAACGGAUCAAAGAGAACGAGAAACAUACAGCCGAAGUCGUGGAGAAGAUUAACAACUAUUUGGACGAAGGAAAAGCGAAAAAGAGAUCCAAGUCCAAGAAUUCGGUGAAAUCAGCAAGAAGAAAAUCAAAGGACGGAAAGGAAAACAAGAAGGAGAUCAAUGGGAAUGCCAGUUUCAAUGGGAGCGUUUCCAGUAAAGAUACUGCAAUAUCCGAAGAGAAGCGAGAACCAAGAGCGGCGGCGGAACGGCCCAAACCAACGCUGAAUCGGGACUCCAAAGCUAAUGACCAUCACGACCGAGAGAAUGGAAAAAGGUAAACAAACUUAACACUAAAUAACGGCUCUCUUAAUACAAUAUUCAUUUUCCAGUAAAGAAAGAAACGGAUCAGCCAAACGAGAGUCCAGCAAAGAUCGCCGUCAGUCCAGGUCUACCGACAAAAAGAAACGAAGCGCAAGUGAAAAGAGGAAAUCGUCUAAAUCAAGGAAGAAACCGUCCGACACCAAGUCGAAUUAA